AUGAACCGAUUUCAUUGCCAGUGCGGUUGCCAGUUAGAAGGCGAAGGAUAUAUCAUCAUUACCAGCAACGUGUGCCAAAAUCUUAGUAUCUGGAAAGUAAAAGCCAAAGGAGAGAGCGCAGUGAUUCGUUGGCAGAUCAUCAAACUCGACCUGUCGACAGACAGCGAAUGGGUGAAAAUCAAGAACGGCCAUCGUCCUGAGGACGCAAUCAUUUUUGACUCGGAGAGCCGGGACUCUACAGUAGAAUUUUACACAACCUCCGGUCCUUCAGAUAGCGUCGUUGAAUAUUUCAGUGGCAUUACAACGAAUGUGUCUGAGUCAAAUUUUGCGCUUCUGAACGUGACUGAAGAGCAAAUGCGAAUUUCGAUAAUCUGGUUUGAGUCAGUCAUCGAUUAUGACGAUUCUUCGACCAACAUAGGAUCAGAGAACAGCUAUUUUACUUUGGUCAUCAACUCGACCAGUUGCGCAGUGAUGGCUUUUGCCAUGAUCUUCUUUACCUUUUUGCAACUUAUCUACUUCUCUAGACAUCAUGACGCGGCCUGUGGUCAGGCAGCCAAACAGUCGCGGGAAAAAUUUCCGCGCAAACUGUUCAAAAAUUGCACCAAGCAUCGUGCAAUGCACAAAAGUGAAAGCCACCCGUCUGAAAAGUUCGACUUCAGGAAGGAAGCGGAUCCGCUGAUCACCGCGUCAACGAACAAACUGUCUUCAGCUUCGCCAAACGACGACGUCGUUCUAAAAAUGAAAACAACUGAGGAAAUGGUUGUAUCCACGAUCACGCAGACGACGCGUCUCAGUGCGAUCAGCAGCAAAUCCAUCGACACUGCGCGAAAUGACCUCAUGAUCACUAGCUCUAGAAACUUGCUCUGCACGCAGAAUCCAGGCAUUGUCACAAGCUCUACGCCUUCGUCGCUCAGACGGCAGCUGUCGCUCGCUUCUCACCGCAACAGCGACGGAUCGACAUGCAACCCUCACCUCAGAACUGAUUCGUCAGAAAUGAGUAUCGCUGGCACAGAACAAGACUUUGAGUACGACUACUACGACGCACCGUUGCCUGGUUCUUUCCUCAAUCCUGUCUGGGCGCAGGGUGCACCGACUGAUGCGGACCUCGAGCAGAUCAUAGAGCAGAGCGAGUUGCUGCUUCGAGAGCAGUGUUCAACAGAACGAACUUCGACAACGGUCAGAGAAGCACCAGGCACUUAUUACGUCUGA
Soboliphyme baturini is the source of this 1209-nucleotide messenger RNA. NCBI's taxonomy places the organism in Eukaryota, Metazoa, Nematoda, Enoplea, Dioctophymatida, Soboliphymatidae. The record is from the annotation of a GenBank genome assembly.